AUGGCCUCCGGUUUCGGUUACAGCGGCGGACGCAGCAGAUGCCACCCUUUCUGGCAAGAGUUCCACAAGUGCUAUGCUCUUGCUGACAAGCCCGAGGAGUGCGUUCUCCAGCGCGACGACUACCUCGAGUGCCUUCACCACAGCAAGGAGAUCCUCCGCACAAAGACCAUUCAGGAUGAGGCACACAAGCAGAAGGAGAAGCGCGCCAAGGAGGCCGCUGCCUCCAAGAAGAAGGCCGACUCUGCCGCCGCCAGCAACGUGCCAAGGCUGAACGUUGUCGAGGAUAAGGCAAAGGCUACAGCAUAA
Molecule: messenger RNA, 306 nt
Organism: Linnemannia hyalina
Lineage: Eukaryota; Fungi; Mortierellomycota; Mortierellomycetes; Mortierellales; Mortierellaceae
Source: the annotation of a GenBank genome assembly